Molecule: messenger RNA, 656 nt
Organism: Stomoxys calcitrans (stable fly)
Lineage: Eukaryota; Metazoa; Arthropoda; Insecta; Diptera; Muscidae
Gene: Gpa2
Product: thyrostimulin alpha-2 subunit
Exons: 2
Coding region: 100-471 (123 amino acids)
Biological process (GO): cell surface receptor signaling pathway
Molecular function (GO): hormone receptor binding
Source: RefSeq, a predicted model, not a curated record
AGCAUGUGUUAAUACACAUAAGGAUUUUAAAUUCAAGGAAAUUCGAACAAAAAAUCGACCAGUUUUCAAAUACGAUUAUUUUGCUCUCAGCUACCCACCAUGUUGGCAUUAAGGAUUUUAUCCUUGAUAGUUCUCUUUAGUUUAUUGUGUUAUGCCAAAGAGACUUGGCUAAGGCCCGGUUGCCACAAGGUGGGCAAUACACGGAAAAUUUCCAUACCCGAUUGUGUUGAAUUUCUGAUAACUACAAACGCUUGUCGAGGAUUUUGCGAAUCGUAUGCAGUGCCAUCUAUGCCUUGGGGUAAUACUGGAGGAACAUUUAGAUCACCAAAACCGGUUGUAUCUGUGGGACAAUGUUGUAACAUGAUGGAAUCAAAGGAAGUACAAAAACGUGUGCUUUGCAUGGAUGGCUGGCGUAAUGUAACCUUUCAAUCGGCACUUUCCUGCAGUUGUUACCAUUGCAAAAAGGAUUAAAUUUGAAACCCAACUGGAAUCUCGUGAUGGCGUGAUGUGUAAAUACUUGUAAAAAAAUAUAAUGUUAGAUGAGCCAUUAAGUUUUAAUCAGUUAUUAUUAUUGUAUGAAGAAAACAAAAACAAAUUGCAUAUAAGACGAUUGUAAUGAAUAAAAUUGCAAAAUUUUCGCUGUAUAAUCUCUUGGA